AUGGGCGGUGAAAUGGUCUAUAUAUUAGAACAACGUUUAUCAGCUCAAGAAAUUGUUGAUCAAAAAGCAACUAAAGUCAUUAAUGAUAUUGUUGGUGCAAUGUUUAAUGGAAAAUUUAUUGAAGAAUUAUUUCGACCCCAAGAACUUUAUCCAAAACGAGCUGUUAAACAUAUUUUUGAAAAAGUUGCUCAUUCAAGCAUUAUGAGAUUAAAUGAAGCAAGCAUGGAUAAGUUAUAUGAUCUUAUGACAAUGUCAGUUAAAUUUCAAAUGAUGCUUUGCCCAUGUGCAUCUGAUAUUAUUAAAGUAACAUAUAAUCAUGUCAGUUCAAUGCGAAAAUUAGUCCGUAGUCCAGCAGUACUUGAUCUGUUAGACAAAGCUUUUAUUGCAUUUAAUAAGCAAUAUGAACGAUUGAAUGAUACUGAAUGGUUACUUAUUCGUGACACAAUUCUUUUCUUCUUUCAAGAUGUUCAUAUACGAGUAUCGAUUUUCUUAAGAGAAAAUUUACAAACUCAACAAGGUCAAUUUAUUAUGACAACAAAUGGAAAUGUUCCAACUGGUUUUCAACCACCUGGUGAAAUUCGAACAUACAAACGAGGUCGUCUAAAUAGUACACAUACAUUCGAUGCAGGUGAACGUCAUGAACCAUCAGACAAUAAUCGUACUUUUCAUUUGGGUUUAAAUAUCUAUUCGAAAAGUAAAAAUGCAAAUACAAAUAUAUUAAACGAGACUACUACUGUUGUUCAUCAACCACCAACUAUGGUUAAUGCUGCAUCAGAUAUAGAUAUGAUUAAUCCUGAUCCAAAAAUGAUUGCUCAAUUGAAUUUACUUUCUGAUCUUAUUGGUAAUAAUACAAGUGGUAAUGCAUCACGAUCUGGUCUAGUCAAAUUAUCAUUAUUCGAUGAUGAUGACGAUGAAGAUGAUAAUAGUAAUCAAAAUCAAACACGUUCUCAAACAUCAUCAAGAGAUCAUCGACCAAAAAAUGAGGAUGUUACUAUUGACGUGUCAAAUCGAAAUCGAAAUUCUCGAUUAUCCCAUGUUUUACAUGAUUUAGAUUUUGAUGAAAAUCCAUCGGGCCGAGGAAGAAAUGAUGAUGAAGAAGAUGAAGAUGAUUUAUGUUCAAUGAUGGAUAGAUUACCUAAUAAUAGCAAUAAACGACGUUGA
Adineta steineri is the source of this 1161-nucleotide messenger RNA. Lineage: Eukaryota; Metazoa; Rotifera; Eurotatoria; Adinetida; Adinetidae. The record is from the annotation of a GenBank genome assembly.